Messenger RNA from Acanthoscelides obtectus, 243 nucleotides. NCBI's taxonomy places the organism in Eukaryota, Metazoa, Arthropoda, Insecta, Coleoptera, Chrysomelidae. The record is from the annotation of a GenBank genome assembly.
AUGGGAGACAUGCCAACGAGAUUAGCCAAGAAAACGUUGACAAGAAAGCGUCAAACGUAUUGGCUUACCUCAGGCCAAAUGUUCCCUGAGACUGAGGGAUUCCUUGUAGCUAUACAGGACCGGGUCAUCCCUACCAACAAUAACAAGAGGUUCAUACAUAGGAACUUGCAACAGUCUCAUAAAUGCAGGUACGGCUGUCAGGACCCCGAAACAAUACAGCACGUAACUGGUAACGGACUAUAA